This is a messenger RNA of Megachile rotundata (alfalfa leafcutting bee), 5779 nucleotides long. RefSeq lists its product as uncharacterized. NCBI's taxonomy places the organism in Eukaryota, Metazoa, Arthropoda, Insecta, Hymenoptera, Megachilidae. Gene Ontology annotation, cellular component: axoneme. The record is from RefSeq and is a predicted model, not a curated record. Gene Ontology annotation, molecular function: dynein complex binding; protein binding. Gene Ontology annotation, biological process: axoneme assembly.
AUUUGGAAGCACGAUAGGUUUUAAUUAACGAAACUGUCGCGAAGACAGGAUGCGAGGAGGGCCCGAGGAAGAAGCUGCUGAAAGGAAACGCUGGAACGACGCGGAGCAGAAGAAAAUCAAUGACAGCGUACAAGCCCUGAUAAACAAAAGGAAGCUGUACAAACCGGUCGGGACGUCCGAAAAGGAGGCGGAGGAUAAGAAGAAGACGAAGGAGGACGAAGAAGAAGUAGCUGCCACGAGCAAGCUCGUGUGCACGAGCAACGAACUGCUCCAGCUGGAGAGGAAGAAAAAGUCAGGUGUCUCAUCCCCUUGCAGCUCCUCCGCGUCCUCGUCGGACGACGAGGAGGUGGAGAACGACGGAACCGUGCAAAAAGGAAUCGAGAAAAGCGACGGAAUCGGGCCAAUGGCGGAGGAAGAAAGAAAAACCCCCGUCGACCAAACGGAGCUUAUAUUGCCCUGGAAAACUCAGAAAUCGCAAAGUAGAGAGCCUACGGUAUUAGUAGAAGAUAUAACAGAAGAGAAGGAGUACGUGGCAGGCGAUGGAGAGAGGAAGAGGCUGGCCAAGGAAAUUUUGGACGGGAGAAGAAGCAUGGACGAUCCACCGGGUGGUUAUGCUUUGGAAAGAGAACUGGCCCAUUACGAGAAACUUGUCCUGGAGACGAGCAACGAGACCGCAAUUACUUCUGCCGAGGAAAAAAAAUCCUUUCAAAGUACCUCCGUUUCUUGCGAUAUUCUGGAAUCGAAGAAAACCAAAAAUAACGAGGAAGACGAACGUUUUUACCAGGAUAUCAUGGACAAUUACCGAAGAAAAGAUGAUGCACAUCCUCUGAGCAGCCAACUAAGUAGCAUCAGACAGGACAUGAAGGGAUUCUGUGCGGACAUGGACAAGUUUGUCCAGGAUAAUAAAAUCGUCUUGGAGAACGGCGACGUGAAAGGGUUCUGGGGUCAGAAGAUGCGAAAAGAGCCGCACGAAAAUAACGAACAAACAGACUCGGCCACCAAGGAAGAAAAAAUUGAAUGGUGGAACACGAAGGAAAGAAAAUUAAAGGUUCAGGAAAUCUUGAAGAAGCGAGAAGAAGAAACGAAGAAAAAACCAGAAGAACAGAAGGUUACGAAGAAGAUCGAAAUCCUUGAAGCCGACGAUAAAAAAAUCACUAAAGAAAAGGAAGAAAUAGAACUGUCGUCCUCCGAUAGUGUCUACGAUCUACUAAAUUUAAAAACGUGUCAAAAAAUUCUUUUAAAAGACGUGCAGACCUAUCCCGAAAACGAGGACAGAAUAUUUGACGAACCUACGCAACAAGAAGAUCCUUCUUCCGGUAUCUUUAGCUCUCUGUUCAAAGAACUGAACAGCAAAAGUCGAGUGAAUGCGGACUUAAGAAAAUCGAAAGCAGGUAGCCAUUGCGAAUUGCCAGUCAUAGAGGAAUCGGAAGAAGUGAACGAAGACGCUCAACGUAAGAAGGUACCAAAGAAAUUUGUUAAAAGAGAGGUUGACGACGCGUCGAGUAAUUCGACCGAUAACGAAUCGGAUGUCGAUUCCAUAGUAACCGUGAUCGAUCUUUACGAUAAAUCGACGAAAGGACCAAGUUCCGAUCAAAAACAGAAUUCCGACACUGUUACGAAUACGACGGAAAAAAGUGAACGUAAAGUUUCGGAACAGAAUACUCGGCGAUCAAAGGUUGAAAGCUCGAAUAAAAGUUCCCUGAAAUCGUGUAAAAGGACUGGCGAUAACGACUCCGACGAUGUUGCUAUAAAAAGGUCUCAUUUAAUCGAGGAAAUUGAUUCUGAAAAGGAAAAGAUUGGUUACGACGUGGCUGAAAGAUGUAGACGACACGUGAUGAAAGAGGCGAAGGCUUUCAUGAAAAAGAAAUCACCUCUGAUCGAUCAGUACAUAGAAGAUUUUAUAACCAACAGAAAACCUGGAGACAAUUCUAUACCUAGAAAUUACGAGCAAAUGGACUUUCUGGAUUUGUCUUUUGUAAGGUCUGAACCUUCGAAAAAGUCUAACGAGACGAGGAAAGGCGUGAAUCUUUAUCAAGAUUUUUGCGAACAUUUGGAUCGGUUGAACAACGACAGGAAACUUUUGAUCGAGCCAGACUUCGCGAAAAGCAAGAAAAUGGAUCUCGAGGAAAAGAAAGGCGACGUUCUAUCGUCAAGGGAAACCAAACAGUCGAAGAAGGAACAAACACAGCCAUUGAUCGAGGUGAUUGAGAAAAAUCCAAGAAAUCUAAAGGACGUCGAACAGCCUGAAGAACGACCACCUGUUGACCCUGACGAUCCUACGAUGGACGCUGCGUUAAAAGACAAGAUAUUGAAGAGCAUAAAUGCUCCAAAAAGCGAGGAGCAAAUGGAGAGAGGGAAGAGGUCGGCUGAAAAAUUGAUGAAGGUGUCUAGGGAAGCUAUGGCAAAAAGAAAAUCGAUGCUCGAUCAAUCGUCUAGCAGUUGCAUUCAGCAAUUAGAAUUCGACGAAAGCAGAAUAUACUUCAAAAAUCUACUGAGCGAGAAUUUUGCGAACAUCGAUCGGUCGGAAAAAAUAGAAAAUGUCGUGGAAAGUAACUCGGAAACUGAAGAACAAGCUACUGUAAAUUCGAACGACAACCAAAAGGAAAGCGGAAAAUCGAGAAAAAGUCUAGAAUUGCAGGUCAUUCAACAAAACUAAAGAUACUUCGUACAAAAACUUUAAAGUUAGAAACUGAUUGAAUUAUAUUUAAAUUUGUAAUAGAACAAACAAGUGUUAACAAAAGAUUAAUGUUGUCAAAAGAACACGCGUGGAUGAGUAUCAUAGGUUCCUUAAGUUAAGUUGCACCUCUGUAUUCUUCUUCCUUGUAUUCGAAUAAACGUGUUAAAACCGAAGGGGUAAGGGCACAUGGUAUGCCCUGAUCUGCUUUCAGAGUAUUCGGUUGUAAAAAUAAUUCGCGAGAUACUUGAAAUUAAAAAGAAAUUUCGCCUUUUAGACGAAAGAUGGCAAAAUAGAGUCGAUAGUCUUCUACUACGUACACUUUAUUUUUCAUUUUCUUGUCCACACUCACAUCAAUUAUAUAAUAAUAGUAAUGAUGAUGGCGGUGAUCCGGUGAACCGUAAUUAAUAGUAAGAAUAAUUAAUCCGUAAUUAUGCGUAAUGACAAUCGGCUGCUUGCAAACGAAACAACAGUCUCCGACGUUCUUACGUUCUCGUCGUUCCCGAGGACAAAUCGGGCCACGAAAAUCCACCCUUCGAAUAUCCCGUGUCCUCGCAAAAGCUUGGCAAAAAGCUCGUGAUACUUUUAUACGUAUAUAUAGGAUGAUAUCGGAAUGGAAUUUUUCUUCUCCCUUUUCUUUUAUCGUAACGUUCUCGUCGAACCUUGUUUAUUACACGUUCAACCGUUUUUUAUAUUUCCUUUCAUCAAAGUUCGUCUCUUGUUUUCAUUUUCUUCUAUUAUUUUUUUUCAUUUCUAUUCGACCAUUUCCCUUUCCGUACGUUCAGCUCGUUUAUUUUAUAUAAUAAUACACGCCAGACGAAUGUCGUUCUCGCGUGUGCUCUUAAAAACUAUCUUAUACUGUUCUCUCUCUCUCUCUCUCUCGUUCUCUCUUUUUCUCUGGCUCAUCGCAGGAAGUAAAGAAACGUACAGAUACAUUAUACUUCACUGUUUCUAUAAUUAUUACAAUAAUAGAUUUAUAAAUUGUCCACUUUCCCUCUCCCAUGCACACUAAUUUCCCUGGCGUCCCUUUCACGCGACAUCAAGCAAAACAAAAAUCGAACAUUCGCACACACGUUAGUCGCAGAGUUUUUCGUACACGAUUAUCACACGCUCACUCAUUCGUUUGUUCCCUAAUUUUAAGUUAUCCUCUUGAACUAUACCGACCAUCGAGGAAAUGGUCAUCGACGAUCAGAGUCGAAUUAGAAAUCGGCUAUCAAAGGGAAUGGAUAUCGUAAAGUUAUUUUGAAAUCGCCGACAAUAUUUUCAUUGGUACAUCAUCGACAGACGUAUCUACGUAGAAAAUAAAUUUUGAAAGCUGAUCUUUCCGAGUGUUCUAAACAUUGAACAGAAUUGCACAUAAAUAUAGUAAGUUACCCAAGGCAAAUAACCGAAUAGGAAAUUACCACGUACAAUGUAAAUAUAGAUAUAUCGAUGUAAAAACCGAUGAAUACAACGUAGUCGAUAAUGAAAGGAUGAAAAUAUUGCUGGUGAUUCCAACAUGAACUGGAUAUCGUUUCCAUUCCAGCAUCGAUUCAAGGGAUAAAAAAAAGACAGAAUCUCGUGAUCGCCGAUCAACACUUCCUUGGCCACAUUUGUGUAUACAUACGUUUAUCUCUUUGGAUUUAAACCUUCGCUUAUUAUAUCGUAUCGUUAUAGUGUCGGUUGCUCUGUUGCUUCCAUCGCGGUUAAUUAGUUUAAUUGUUUAAUGCAUGACAGCCCUUACACGUUACGUUACAGAGAGAGAGUGUGUACCUUAACGACUAAUGCUUGUAGUAUUAAAAGGGGUUCAGGUUAUCGAACAAAAUCAAAAGAAAAAUCUCAAAAGCUUGCCGCUAUAUUCUUCCUUUUCUAUCUCAUGCUCGAUUUUAUUCUCGCGAUCCAGAAAGGUAAAAUUAAUCUGCUAACCGGAACUGUUCGAAUAAAAUGAAACGAUUCGCAAGAAGCAAGAGGUGCACCGAGCCUUUCGUCCAACACGUUCGUUGUGGACCGAGGGUGGUGCACGUAUCGUAGCGUUAGCAUUGCUCCGAAUCGAGGAUAGUUAUUCGCUGCGCGAAAGAAAUAAAAUUGUCAUCGACAUUAACGGUUUCGAGUGACACGAAUUCGAGUCGUACGCGUAUCGCAAGAUAUUAACGCAUCGUUUGUCGAACGAUUAAAAGAAAUAAUAUUAACCGAGUACAACGCGAAUCCGCGUUUCGCGCAGAUCGAAAUCGAUUAAAAUUUAGUGACCACAAUGAACGCGUCAACUGGUCUUACGAAGGACUAUAUUUUCAGACAAGUUUCACGCGUUUCUCCGGUUAACAGGUUAAAAUGAAAAAGAAAUAUAAAUAACAAAGUUUAGUCUAUCAGGAACGCGAAAACUGUGUCGAAUUUGCAAUCAUGUCUUUGGGAAGAAACGAAUAUCGGAAAUCGAUCGUCGGGUUGUGCUGGCAAUAAUGAUUCGAACUCUGUUCGUUCGAUCGCUUUUAUCAGUCUUCUUUGAUUCUAGUCCGAGAAAAAUUAACGUCGAUACCGUUGAUUCUUCGCGUACUCUUGAUCCCUGUUUUUUUUUAGACGAGCGUGUUCGCGCGUUUUUAUUGUGCAAAAUUGUGUACGAUUUUUCCCAAGUCGCCAUUCUUCCGAUUCCUAAUCGCAACUUUCUCUCUUCGUGUUUCCUCUGGUGAACGUGUCUCGUCUUUGUACUACGAUCCUUACUCACUUUUUUUAUGCUUUUUCUUUUUUUUUCUGUUUUCUUUUUUCUUUAAGGAGGAUUGUCAUCGUGCGUUGGUGUUAUCGCGUGCGAAACAUUCAACGAAAUGUUCCGAAAAGAACUAUAGUUUAUCAAAACACGUAACGAUAAUAUAAAUGCUUCCCGAAAGAUAUGUCACGACAUACUGUCGAAUCACGCUCCAAAUAGUAAAUAUACUUUUGCUAAAUAGUAAAUAUAUCUUUGUAAACAAAAAGGUAAAGAUGCGUUCGAGAGCUUCCCGAUGUGCAAACAGGUUAUUAAAAUAGAGCCAUCAUUGUUGCGGAAACAUUUUAAAAAGAGUUUGUACUAUGGUCCAAGGAUGAUCGAGAAUCUGACAAAUUUUACUACGAUACUUUAAAAUCGAUGCUAAAAGCGACACG